Gracilinanus agilis (Agile Gracile Mouse Opossum) is the source of this 2394-nucleotide messenger RNA. It is a transcript of the gene CRBN, whose product is annotated as cereblon. Gene Ontology annotation, biological process: protein ubiquitination. The transcript is spliced from 11 exons. The coding region runs from base 17 to 1369 and encodes 450 amino acids. The record is from RefSeq and is a predicted model, not a curated record. Gene Ontology annotation, cellular component: Cul4A-RING E3 ubiquitin ligase complex. Lineage: Eukaryota; Metazoa; Chordata; Mammalia; Didelphimorphia; Didelphidae.
CCGCGGGUAAACAGACAUGGCUGACGAAGGUGGCGGAGGAGAACCAAACAUGGGGAACCACCUGCAGCUCAUGCCCGCAGAAAAUGAAGAAGAUGAUGAAAUGGAAGUGGAAGAUCAGGACAGCCAAGAAACCAAAAAACCUAAUAUCAUAAAUUUUGACACCAGCCUGCCAACAUCGCAUAUGUAUCUGGGCUCUGAUAUGGAAGAAUUUCAUGGCAGGACUUUGCAUGAUGAUGACAGCUGUCAGGUGAUUCCAGUUUUGCCACAGGUGAUGAUGAUGUUGAUUCCUGGACAAACCUUACCUCUUCAGCUUUUUCGCCCUCAAGAAGUUAGCAUGGUGCGGAAUUUAAUUCAGAAAGACAGAACUUUUGCAGUUCUAGCUUACAGUAAUAUACAGGAAAGGGAAGCACAUUUUGGGACUACUGCCGAAAUAUAUGCCUAUCGGGAAGAACAGGACUUUGGAAUUGAAAUAGUAAAAGUGAAAGCUGUAGGAAGACAGAGGUUCAAAGUGCUUGAAAUAAGAACACAAUCGGAUGGAAUCCAGCAAGCAAAAGUACAAAUCCUUCCUGAGCGAGUGUUGCCUUCAACCAUGGCGGCAAUCCAGUUAGAAUCUCUUAGUAGGUGCCAGAUUUUUCCAUCUUCAAAACCUGGGUCAUGGGAAGAUCGCCGCUCACAAAAGUGGUGGCAGAAAUAUCAGAAGAGGAAGUUUCAUUGUGCAAGUCUGACUUCUUGGCCAUCCUGGCUCUAUUCCUUAUAUGAUGCUGAAACCUUAAUGGAAAGAGUCAAAAGACAACUACAUGAAUGGGAUGAAAAUCUAAAAGAUGAAUCUCUUCCUUCAAAUCCAAUUGAUUUUUCUUAUAGAGUAGCUGCUUGUCUUCCUAUUGAUGAUGCAUUACGAAUACAACUCCUUAAAAUUGGCAGUGCUAUCCAACGUCUUCGUUGUGAACUAGAUAUCAUGAACAAAACUGUUCUGUGUGUGUUUUUUAAGUGUACCUCCCUUUGCUGUAAGCAAUGUCAAGAAACAGAAAUCACAACCAAAAAUGAAAUAUUCAGUUUGUCCUUAUGUGGACCUAUGGCAGCAUAUGUGAAUCCUCAUGGAUAUGUCCAUGAGACACUUACAGUAUACAAGGCUUCAAACCUCAAUCUGAUUGGCCGAUCUUCAACCGAGCACAGCUGGUUUCCUGGGUAUGCAUGGACUAUUGCCCAAUGCAGAGUUUGCUCAAGUCAUAUUGGGUGGAAAUUUACAGCCACUAAGAAGGAUAUGUCACCCCAAAAAUUUUGGGGGUUAACUCGCUCUGCUCUCCUGCCCAGGAUUCCAGAAACUGAAGAUACAGCCAAUCAAGAUAGCUCGCCAUUACUCUGCUUGUAACCUAAUGAUUUGCUUUGGGAACAAGAAACAAAACCAAUCAGUCAGUGUUUCUAAAUCAAAUCUACCUUGGAAGUUAAUUCUUCUUCUGAUGCUUACCGAGAAGCAUCAUUACACUGAGGUUUGCUGUAUGUAUGAGGAAUUGCUACUUCUCUGAAAAACAGUAACUGAAGAUCUGAAUUCAUUGUUGAAGAGGAAGAAAAGAAAUUUAGCAAAUAGGUUUGAUUUCAGGAAUAUCUAUCCUAAGUAACUUGGUAAACUUGCCACUGCCCUGUUGAAUUUGACAUCUGUUUUUACCCAAUUAAGGUUUAAAAACAUUGCUGUUGAAAACAGAAUGUUGCUUAUAGCCUUCAUUUGUGGCAAUAAAUAUUAAAAAUGCAUUUCUUUUUUAGGGAUGUUUGUCAGAGUACGUGUAGCACAUGAAAACGUUUUUCAAAAGUGGCACUGAUGUUUCCAGGUUUGUGUGUGUCUGUACACACACAUGCACACUCACAUGCACACGUGCACACAUACCCACACAUGCACGCACAUACACACACACACACUCUCACUCUCUCUUUCUUUCUGAAUUUCCAUUUUGCUCAACUGUAAAUAUCUUGGUGUGAGACUGGUUGCUCCAUCCUGGUAUUUGUGAUUGUUGUAAUGCUGUUUUAAUAAUGGCAAAAGGCAAUCAGUGGCACUUGCUGCUAAAGCAAGUAAGGUACAGUGUUCCUUUUUUAUAGGGAGAUUGGAUCAUAUAUUAAAAAAGGCUUUUUCCUUUCCAAUUUAGCUUUUCUGCCAUGUUGAUUUGUAAGUCUUUUGAAACAUUGAUGUAAAAUGUACAGUUUGAACUCCCCAAAUAAACUUUCCUCAUUUUCCAAAAAUAUUAGUGAAUUCUGACUCAUGCUGUUAAAUAUAUUUGUUUAGCAUUUGGUAAACUGUUACCCACUUAAUCUUAAUUUGCUGAGUACAUGAAUUAAUUUCCAUGAAGCAAGUUUAAACAAUAUGGGCAUCAUCCUUUUGGCUCAUUUUACAACCUUAAUACUCUA